AUGAAUUCACUCUUUAUGAUAACUUAUUAUGUAACAUUUACUAUUGCAGAGUUAAUCUCAAUUUAAAAGGCUAUACUACUAGAAAAUGAAAAGGUAUUCUCUCUUAAUCAAAUUAUUGUAUUUCCACUUAAUAAUUAUCAAAAUAUUCAAUAUCUUGAUUCCAUUGAGUUUCCAUUAAUUGAAUUAAAAGACACUAUUAUAAUUAGAAAUUAAUUUUCUAUUACAAAUAUACAAUCUAUAAUUAUUAAUGAUAAUGAUCAAUUAGCAAUUAUGACAAUAAAUAACAAUGAAAUGAUAUGUAUAAUUUAAAUUAAUACAUAUUUAAUCGAUGGGGAAUUAAGUUAUUAAAAUUGCACAAUUAAUUUUAAAUUUUAACUAGAGAAUUGUUCCUAGGUUUAUUAAAUUUCAAAUAAUAGACUUAUUAUAUUAUGCUUUCAACAUUCAAAAAUAAUGACUCUUUUAUUGUAAAAUUUCUAAAACUAAGUAAUUAAUAAAUAUGAACUAGAAGUAUCAGAACAAACUUUAAAUUGCAAAUAUCAUUUAAUUAAUUAAGAUGAAAAUAUUAUUAUUUAUUAAACAAAUUGCAAUAUGACUUUAAUUCAUAUCUUCAAAAUUUAAAAUGAAGAUAUAAAAUUAUAUUAUAAUAACUCUAUAUAAUCCCUUUUAUAACUUGAAUAAAAUGAAUUCAAAGAACUAGGGUAAUUAAUCUCAAUAUAAAUUUGCGUUUUUACAAAUUUAAUUAUAUAAUUUUAGUACAACAAAUUUUUGUGUAAAAACAUGAUUUUAGACUGUAUAUACAUAUAUAAAGAAAACCAAACAUUUAAAAAGACUAUUAAAACUUUUGAUUUUUGUUAGAAAAGCCAAAAUCUAUAACGUACUAAUGAAGGAUAUUGUAUUUUAUUCAAUUAUUUAAGGGUUAUUUAAAAACCGACUUCUUAAUGUUGUUAUUGAUGGGUAUGAAGAUUCAAUUUUAGUAAAUAAUAAAUUAAUAAUCUAUUCAAAACAAGAAUUAUAAAUCUUUUUUAGUCAGAAAUUUUCAAACAAAUGGUAGAUUUAAAUUUAAGCUAUCAUUCCAGUUGGAGAUUUACACUAUUUUGCUUUAUUAAACAUCUAAGGGGAAUUGUAAAUUUAUAAAUUAGUCAAUGAAUAAUUUUAUUUCUCAAAUUUUAACUCUACUUCAAAUUAUAUUGUCAAAAGGUAAAUUUAUGAUUUUUAUUAAACAGAAGGAAAUUAUACUGUAAUUAAGAUUGAAGAAUAUGAUUAAAAUAAUCCUCCAUUUCUAAUAAAUAAUUAAAAAAUUAACUUUAAAAUUAGAAAUUUACAAAACAAAUUAUGUUUCUAUAUAAAUUAAAUUUAAGAAUCAAUUCCUUUUGAGAUAACAAAUAUUAAAAUAGAUGAGAGAAAUGUUAAAUAUUAAUAUUAAACUUAAGGAUUUUCAUGCAAAUAUAAUAACAAUAUCCUUUAUAAGAAUUUAUGGUUAAUUGAGGAUAAAGAUCAACGAUAGAUACUAAUUCUUGAAAAUUCUUAGAAAAUUAAUAUCUAUAUUUGUUUUUAAGGAUUAUUAAUAAACAGAUUUAUAAUACCUAUUCAUAUAAAUUAUGUUAAAACAGUAACGAGUUCCGAAUAUUUAUCUUUUUGUAUAAUAUAUCCAAAAGAAUUUUAAUUUUACUAAUUUAAUGAUUUAAGCCUAUCUCAUAAAUCAAUUUCAAUAAAAGAGAAGAUAAAUAAGACAUUGAUUUAUAAAAACGAAAUAAUUUUAAUUUUAGAUAAUUGUAAAUUAAUUUAGUUAAAAUUCAAUGAUUUCAAAUCUACCUUAAUAAAUUUGGACAUCAAUUAUCAUAUUUGUAGUGAAAUUCAAUAUAUUGUGAAUCUGAAUCAUGUAAUAACUUUUGAUUCGAUAAUUUAGUUUAGAGAUGGUAAAAUCAUAACAAUGCUCAAAUAGCCACACAAAAUCUUAUAAGUAGGUUCUUUUUAUUAGUCUAUAAAUUUAGGUAAUAUUAUGUAUUUCGUCAUAUUUUCACAAAAUUAAGAAAAUAUUGAUAUUUCAUUGUAUUAUUCUUAUUUAAAUGAAUCAACCAAACUUUAUAAUUUACCACUAUAUGAAUUUUAAAUUAAAUUUCCUAUUAAUUACGAUUAUUAAGAAUUAUUUUUGUUGGUAUUAGCUUAGAAUAAAUAAGAAAAUGACUUUUUAUUAAUUUAUAAUUGCAGUAGUACUUCAAUCAAAUCUUUAGUUUAGAUUAUAAGAAUUGACAAAGACCAUUAAUUCUUUGGUUUUAUUAAUUCGAAGUUUGAUUUUUUUUUCAUCUAAAAUGGUUCUAUAGUAAUUUAAAAUAUAAAUUAAAUAUGCUUAUAAUUUGAACAUUAUCCUUAUUACACACAUAAUCAUUUCAUAAGUUAAUUCACAUAUGAUUUAACUUUAAAACCAUCAUUAAAAAAAUUAAAAUAAUUAGAAUAAAUAAAAUUUACUUAAAAGUUUAUAAAUAUGAAUUAAUCUUUGUUUCUUUUAAAAGAUGAUUUUGUAAAAAUUGAUUCAUACGGAUAUAUAGAGCUUAUUAAUAUUUAUGGAAAAAUCAAUGAAAUAGAAGUAUUAGAGAAGGAUUAGUUCAUAAUAAUUCCUCCCUUUACAUUAUUUUAAACAAAUGAUAAAAUUUAUUGUUUGUUAUAUAAAAAUAAUUUGUGUAUCCAAUUUGAUUUUACUUUUCAUUAAAUCUAUUUCAAUAUAACUCAAUAAUUUUAAAUAGCAAUUAGUUUAGAUAAUCACUGCAAAAUCUUUUUUGAUUAAAUGCUUGAAGCAUAUCUUAUUAUUGAAAUAGUUGGAAACUUAAUUGAGAAAAAAAUGAAAAUCUUAAAACUUUAAUUUGAUAAAAUGAAUGCUGGUAAUGAAUCAUUCAAUUAAAUAAAGGAAACUACUUCUUUAAUUGAAAUUUAAAGUAAUUAUUAAUUAUAUCUUAGAUAUAGGGAUUAUUGAGGUUUUAAAUAUUAAAGGCUUAAUCAUUAUAGUUAAUGAUCUCUUUGAAAGAUUUUUGAUAUUUUUAUAAUAUGAUAAACUUAUAGAGUUAAAAUUAUAUUCUAUUUAUUUUACCCUAGAUGGAUAUUUUAUUAGAAACGGUACAUAUUUAUUUAUUGCUGCUAAUAAUUUUUAAUUAGAAUUAGUUAUUCAUUCCUAUAAUUACUAAAAUUAAUAAAUGAAGCAAACUACACUAUUUUAUUUUUAAUUAAAUAUUUCAUAGAUGUUGUUAGAUUAUUAUUCCAAUGAUUUUACUUUAGAAUUGAAGUACAUAAAAAUAACAUUUGCUGAUAUUAAUUUAAAUUUACUUUAAGUUAAGGCAUUUUUAUUCUUUACUGAAUUUUUUGCUUUUUCUAUCGAACUUCAUUUUGAUAUUAUGAAAUAAAUUCUAUAAAAAUCAUAUAUUUCCUCAAUAUUUAGAUAUAUUGAAUCAUCAAAAUUUGAAACCCUGCUAUAUCUUGAUGAAUAUUUCAUGGUUAUUAAAGUAUUAGAUAAAUCAAAACCAUUAUUAAUUUUUUACGAAUUAAGUCUAAUUUUAUAAAAAACUUAUCAUGAUUCUAUUUAUUAAGUUAAGGAUUAAAAUUAUACUUUAAUUGAGAAGCACAAUUUAACCCAUCAUGUAAUCAUUUAAUUUGAAAAUGAUGCUCUGCAAAUUAAUUUCAUUUAAUUAUCCAAAUAUUAAAUAAAAUAGAUUAAAGAAUGCAAUUCAUCACCAACUUUAUUAUUAUAAAAUGAUAUUAACAAUCUCAUAGUUUAAACUAUGAUUUUUGAUCAAAAAUCAACAUUUAAUUUUCAAGGAAUCGUUGUGUUCUUCUGCUUUAUUUUUAUUUUAUUAUAUACAAAAAGAAAAAAUAAUUGA
Messenger RNA from Paramecium sonneborni, 3866 nucleotides. The record is from the annotation of a GenBank genome assembly. Lineage: Eukaryota; Ciliophora; Oligohymenophorea; Peniculida; Parameciidae.